GACAGGGCGAGAUCAAGUCACAGACGGAGGAAGGCAAGAAAAAGAGGGAGAUCUUGACAAACUAAUAAAACCCAUUAAAAUGUCGGGACGGUCCGUGCGAGCGGAGACACGCAGCCGUGCAAAAGAUGAUAUCAAAAAAGUGAUGGCGGCAAUUGAAAGGGUCCGUCGGUGGGAAAAAAAGUGGGUUACAGUGGGAGAUACAUCAUUACGGAUAUUCAAAUGGGUCCCGGUUACAGAGACUAAACAGAUAUACAAGCCUAAAGUGUCAGGGACUGCAGUGAGGAAACUGAAGGGCUUUCCUACAGAUGUAGUGUUGGAAAACGCCCGCUCUGUGCUACUGGAUUUUCAGGAUGACAACAGUAACCAGAGUUUCCUAUCAGAUGCCUAUCAGUCUAAUACCAAAGUGGACAGCAGCAGCAACUCAGUGAGCCCUUCCCAUGCAUCCUACUUCCGUACAGAGGAUUCCCAGCCGCCCACCCUGGGACAGGAGACCAUGGAUGCCGAAAGAGAUUCAUCAACAACCAGCAGUGAGGUGACGGAUGAGCCCCCAACUCUAAUUAAAGAAGAUGUGUUGUCUCUCUCUACUCAGGAGGAAGAGGAGGUGAUUGGAGCCCCACCGCUUAAAAGAGUAUGCACUGAGCAAACCUCAACUCUCAGUUAGCACCACUAUGCUGAACAUUGCAGGUAAAAGUAUAGAAGAAUUUCUGAAAGAGACUAAACUGUACAUUUAAGAGACUUUUUACAACCUGUCAAAUGCCUGAAUUUCACUUUUACAGUAAAUGAUCAAGAA
Sinocyclocheilus rhinocerous is the source of this 790-nucleotide messenger RNA. RefSeq names its product BAF chromatin remodeling complex subunit BCL7B b (gene bcl7bb). The transcript is spliced from 6 exons. The record is from RefSeq and is a predicted model, not a curated record. Bases 80 to 661 code for a protein of 193 amino acids. Lineage: Eukaryota; Metazoa; Chordata; Actinopteri; Cypriniformes; Cyprinidae.